This is a messenger RNA of Telopea speciosissima, 441 nucleotides long. RefSeq names its product histone H3.3-like. Gene Ontology annotation, molecular function: structural constituent of chromatin; protein heterodimerization activity; DNA binding. The coding region runs from base 1 to 441 and encodes 146 amino acids. The record is from RefSeq and is a predicted model, not a curated record. Lineage: Eukaryota; Viridiplantae; Streptophyta; Magnoliopsida; Proteales; Proteaceae. The transcript is spliced from 5 exons. Gene Ontology annotation, cellular component: nucleosome.
AUGGCGCGAACAAAGCAAAUAGCUCGCAGAUCCACAUGUGCAUUGAUUCCUAAAGAGCUAGCUGAAACCAUUGAAGAUCUGAAUUCAUUCCCAAACAAUGGAGAGGUGAUGAAGAAGAAGCCCCACAGGUACCGCCCUAGAGUUGAAGCUUGCCGAGAAAUCCGCAAAUACCAGAAGAACACAAAUCUUUUGAUUAAAAAACAAUCAUUCCAAAGGGUUGUUCGAGAAAUUGCUCAGGAAUUCAAGGCAGAUCUGCGCUUUCAAAGCCAUGCAAUAUUGGCUUUACAUGAAGCUGCUGAGGCUUUUCUUACUGGACUGUUUGCAGACACCAACCUCUGUACAACACAUGCUAAGCGUAUCACCAUAAUGCCUAAGGACCUGUGGCUUGCUAUGAGGAUCCGAGGUGUAUUUUCAGUGCCAAAUGUGACUAUAUUUGUGUGA